Messenger RNA from Arabis nemorensis, 1107 nucleotides. The record is from the annotation of a GenBank genome assembly. NCBI's taxonomy places the organism in Eukaryota, Viridiplantae, Streptophyta, Magnoliopsida, Brassicales, Brassicaceae.
AUGUCAGCCGUGUUUACUAAGGGUUUUCGAUUUAACCCAACCGAUGAAGAACUGGUGACAGAGUACCUUACGCGGAAGAUACGUUCUCCGGAUUUCAUUUGCUUCAUCAAAACCAUGGAUUUGUAUGACCAUGACCCGUGGUUACUUCCGCAUGAGAGAGAUCCGUGUUUUGGUGAGCACCAGUGGUAUUAUUUUGUGCAAAAAAGCCCUAACGGUCACAAAAGACUCAUGAAGGAAAAGAGUUCAUUAGCAAACGGGUGGUGGAAGCGAUAUACAGAGGAAAUCGUUAAAGACGGUGACGAGGAGAGAAGGGUUAUUGGAUGGAAAUCAACACUCGUUUUCUACGUGUGUAACAGGAGUAACAAUUACGUGGGGAUCACGGAUUGGACAAUGGAGGAGUUCAAGCUUCCGGAUUCUGAUGAGUGGUUUCUUUGCCGUCUCUUUUACACAGAUUGGAAUGAGUAUUAUGACAGACCAAGGCUCUCCGGGAAAGAACAUCCAAGCCUUAAGUGGGAUGCGUUGAAGCAAAUACAAGAUGAUUUGAGUUCUAGUCAGAAUGUCCAACCACACUUGUUUACUUACGGAUUCCGAUUCAACCCGACAGAUAAAGAACUCCUCACUUUGUAUCUAGCACCAAAGACGCGUUGCUCUGGAUUUAUAUGCUUCAUAAAAGACACCAAGGUCUAUUCCAAGGAGCCGUGGUUGCUUGAUCAUGAAAGAAAUCCAUACUACAAGGAUAAGGAGUGGUAUUACUUUGUGAAAAACUCUUCGUCUAAUCGUGAACAACUGAACCAGAAGUUCUCAUUGUGUGAUAAGACGAAGAGAUGGAGAAGCAAUGGCGAAGUCUCAAAAAUCAGAGACAAUGACAUAGGUAACACCAUUAUCGGGUCAAAAACAAAGUUUUCGUUCAAUUUGAACCAAAGUGUAUUCUCAAGGACAGGCUGGAAAGUAGAAGAGUUUGACCUCGCUCCCCCUUCAAAAUGGUCAGUCUGCAAACUCACUUACAAAGAUGGUUCAAGCUCGGUUGAUGAUAGACCAAGACUACCAAGAGAAGAGCAUCCAAAGCUUGCAUGGCAAGAUUUGAAGGAUUUACACGAGGAAAAUUAG